AGGAAGGGCUGGGGGAGCGGCCGCGCGUCUCGACCGCGGGCCUCUGCCUCAGAGACGGCGUGGUAACGCGGGCCGGAGCGUUCAUUGUGCCCGAGCGGGUCGCAUUAUGUAACAGAUACACUCGGUUUGUUUUGCCAAGACAGGAAACUCCCUGCAAUAGGGCCGGACUUUAAACGUUUCCUAACCGAGAGCCCUGGGCAAGCCUCGCGGAUCUGGCGCUCGCCGGCUCGUGGGAGUCAGUACCAAAUGAGGAGGAAAGGACGAUGUCAUCGCGGCGCUGCAGCGAGGCACCCUUCCUCCCCGUGCAGUACUAAGCACUCCCCCACGCGAGAGACCCUGACCUACGCGCAAGCCCAGAGGAUGGUGGAGAUCGAGAUCGAGGGGCGCCUGCACAGGAUCAGCAUUUUCGAUCCCCUGGAGAUCAUAUUAGAAGAUGACCUCACUGCUCAAGAGCUGAGCGAGUGCAACAGCAAUAAGGAGAACAGUGAGAGGCCCCCAGUGUGCUUACGAACUAAGCGCCACAAAAACAACAGAGUCAAAAAGAAACAUGAAGCCCUCCCCAGUGCCCACGGCCCACUGGCAUCGGCCAGCGCGCUUCCUGAGCCCAAGGUGCGGAUCGUGGAGUACAGCCCGCCCUCCGCCCCCAGACGACCCCCGGUGUACUACAAGUUCAUCGAGAAGUCGGCCGAGGAGCUGGACAACGAGGUGGAGUAUGACAUGGACGAGGAGGACUACGCCUGGCUGGAGAUAGUCAACGAGAAGCGGAAGGGUGACUGCGUCUCGGCCGUGUCACAGAGCGUGUUUGAGUUCUUGAUGGACCGCUUCGAAAAGGAGUCCUACUGCGAGAACCAGAAGCAGGGGGAGCAGCAGUCCCUGAUCGACGAGGACGCCGUGUGCUGUAUCUGCAUGGACGGCGAGUGCCAGAACAGCAACGUGAUUCUCUUCUGUGACAUGUGCAACCUGGCGGUGCACCAGGAGUGCUACGGGGUGCCUUACAUCCCCGAGGGCCAGUGGCUCUGCCGACACUGCCUGCAGUCCCGGGCCCGGCCCGCCGACUGCGUGCUCUGCCCAAACAAGGGAGGUGCCUUCAAAAAGACAGAUGACGACCGCUGGGGCCAUGUGGUAUGUGCCCUGUGGAUCCCGGAGGUUGGCUUUGCCAACACGGUGUUCAUUGAGCCCAUCGAUGGCGUGAGGAACAUCCCCCCGGCCAGGUGGAAACUGACGUGCUACCUCUGUAAGCAGAAGGGCGUGGGUGCCUGUAUCCAGUGCCACAAGGCGAACUGCUACACCGCCUUCCACGUGACGUGUGCCCAGAAGGCCGGCCUCUACAUGAAGAUGGAGCCCGUGAAAGAACUCACUGGUGGUGCCACAACCUUCUCCGUCAGAAAGACCGCUUACUGUGACGUCCACACGCCCCCGGGCUGUACACGGAGGCCUCUGAACAUUUAUGGGGAUGUCGAAAUGAAAAACGGUGUCUGUCGAAAAGAGAGCUCUGUCAAAGCGGUCAGGUCCACGUCCAAGGUCAGGAAGAAAGCAAAAAAGGCUAAGAAGACACUGAGUGAGCCCUGUGCGGCCCUGCCGCCUGUGUGUGCUCCCUACAUCCCCCCUCAGAGAUUAAAUAGGAUUGCGAAUCAGGUGGCCAUCCAGCGGAAGAAGCAGUUCGUUGAGAGAGCCCACAGCUACUGGCUGCUCAAAAGGCUGUCGCGGAACGGUGCCCCCCUGCUGCGGCGACUCCAGUCCAGCCUGCAGUCCCAGAGAAGCACACAGCAGAGAGAAAACGACGAGGAGAUUCAAGCUGCCAAAGAGAAGCUGAAGUACUGGCAGCGGCUGCGGCACGACCUGGAGCGCGCGCGCCUGCUGAUCGAGCUGCUGCGCAAGCGGGAGAAGCUCAAGCGGGAGCAGGUGAAGGUGGAGCAGAUGGCCCUGGAGCUGCGGCUGACCCCGCUCACGGUGCUGCUGCGCUCCGUCCUCGACCAGCUGCAGGAGAAGGACCCGGCUCGGAUAUUUGCCCAGCCGGUGAGCCUGAAGGAGGUACCAGAUUAUUUGGAUCACAUUAAACAUCCCAUGGACUUUGCCACAAUGAGGAAACGGUUAGAAGCUCAAGGGUAUAGACACCUCACUGAGUUUGAGGAGGAUUUUAAUCUCAUUGUAGAUAACUGCAUGAAGUACAACGCCAAGGACACGGUGUUCUAUAGAGCCGCCGUGAGGCUGCGCGAUCAGGGCGGUGUUGUUCUGAGGCAGGCCAGGCGCCAGGCGGACAGCAUCGGCUUCGAGGCGGCCUCGGGGAUGCACCUGCCUGAGCGGCCUGCCGCGGCCCCCCGGCGGCCUUUCUCCUGGGAUGACGUGGACAGGCUGCUGAACCCGGCCAACAGGGCCCACAUGGUCCUGGAGGAGCAGCUGCGGGAGCUGCUGGACAAGCUAGACCUCACGUGCGCCAUGAAGUCCAGCGGGUCUCGGAGCAAGCGUGCCAAGCUCCUGAAGAAGGAGAUUGCUGUCCUUCGGAACAAACUGAGCCAGCAGCACAGCCAGCCCCCGCCUGUGGAAUCAGGUAUUGGAAGCUUUGAAGAGGAAGGUGCUCAGCUGGGGCUGGAGACGGGGGAGGAAGGAGAUAAAUCUCCCCCUAAACUUGAACCAUCAGAUGCAUUACCUCUUCCUUCAAACUCGGAGACUAAUUCAGAACCACCAACCCUCAAACCAGUAGAACUCAACCCCGAGCAGAGUAAACUAUUCAAAAGAGUCACAUUUGAUAAUGAAUCACAUAGCACUUGCACUCAGAGCGCACUGGUAAUCGGACACCCUGCAGAGCCCACCCUCGCCAGUAGUGGCGAUGCGCCGGCGGCGGCGGCCUCCGCGGUGGCGGAGCCAGCAAGCGAUGUAAACAGACGCACUUCUGUUCUCUUCUGCAAAUCGAAAAGUGUAAGCCCCCCAAAGUCUGCCAAGAACACUGAAACCCAGCCAACUUCUCCUCAGCUAGGGACCAAAACCUUUUUGUCUGUAGUCCUUCCGAGGUUGGAGACUCUUCUGCAGCCAAGAAAAAGGUCGCGGAGCACCUGCGGCGACUCUGAGGUGGAGGCGGGGUCCCCGGGAAAGCGCCUGGACACAGGUCUCACCAAUGGCUUUGGGGGCGCACGGAGUGAGCAGGAGCUGGGUGGCGCCCCGGGGAGGAGAGCCGCGCCCCGACGACGCUGUGCCUCGGAGUCCAGCAUCUCGUCCAGCAGCAGCCCGCUCUGCGACUCGAGUUUUAGCGCUCCCAAGUGUGGCCGGGGCAAGCCCGCCCUGGUGCGCAGGCACACGCUGGAGGACCGCAGUGAGCUGAUCUCCUGCAUCGAGAAUGGGAACUAUGCCAAGGCGGCCAGGAUCGCCGCAGAGGUUGGUCAGAACAGCAUGUGGAUUUCGACCGAUGCUGCGGCCUCCGUUCUCGAGCCUCUGAAAGUCGUGUGGGCCAAAUGCAGUGGCUACCCCUCCUACCCGGCCCUGAUCAUCGACCCCAAGAUGCCACGUGUGCCUGGCCACCACAACGGGGUCACCAUCCCGGCCCCGCCGCUGGACGUGCUGAAGAUAGGUGAGCACAUGCAGACCAAGGCUGACGAGAAGCUGUUCCUCGUUCUCUUCUUUGACAACAAGAGAAGCUGGCAAUGGCUCCCCAAGUCCAAAAUGGUCCCUCUGGGCAUGGACGAGACCAUAGACAAACUGAAGAUGAUGGAGGGGCGGAACUCCAGCAUCAGGAAGGCCGUGAGGGUCGCCUUCGACCGUGCUAUGAGCCACCUGAGCCGGGUGCACGGGGAGCCCACCAGCGACCUCAGUGACAUCGACUGACCUGCCCGCCUUCCCGUGGCCUUGUCCAUAGUGUGGAUAAGCUGUACAUGCGUGUAUAUUGUUCCAGACUUAACUUAUUCUGAUUUCUAGGCCUGGUUCUUUCAUUCUUCCUCUCCCAGGGAGGGCAGGUUUUAUUUCCCAGUUCUCUGUGAAGCCGUCCCCGUCUGGGCGCUCUGUGAACGGCGUGGGUGCGUCUUCCGAGCUCGUCUGUGCCCAUGUCACAGGUCGGGCCGGAGGGCGCUGCUUGCGUCACUUUCCUUGAUCUGUAGCUUUUUUUUUAAAGACUUUUGAAUGUUUAAUAAUUUUGUAAAUCAUACUCUUUACACGGAGUACCACUAUUUAAUAAGACGGGAUGUAAAUUUACAAUGACAAAUGUGUAUUUUAAGAAAGAAAAUGACAUUAUUUUGAUGGUACUUUGUGGAAAGAGGUGGAGAAUAAAUUUAUGCCGUGUACGUCACUUGCAAAUCACCAAAAACACUCCGCCGCCCCCGUGAGGGCCGGGGCAGGCGCUUUUCCUCUGGGUGUCGCCGUCCUCAAGUCCUCGUCCGCCUCCAGCCUCCGCCCGUCUGCCCUGGCCUUCCACGGGUGUGCCUCCCAGCGGAUUAUUUAUUGUAGAAAGUGUAUUCAUUUGCUUUAUAAUGAAAAUAAAUUUGCAGAAGUAUAUUGAUAUGCAUUUUUAUACAGGCACAUAAAGGUUCAACUUGCUUUGGGAGCCGGAUGUGUUGGUUGUCGCGUCAAUGACUCUGGCUGUGUUCUUUGAUUUUGUAACUUGUAAUCUUUUGUUUACAAUGAGGGGCUUUCUGUAACUUGUUUUAAUUUAGAACACUUUGGUAGCAAUAGAAACUUUGGAUACAUUUUUGUAUGGUACAUGUGAUGUAUAUAGAAUUAGUACUUUAUUUUUAUUUUUAAGAGGUAAAGCAUUAUGUUAGGGGAAAAGGUAGGGUGGGUUUCCAAAAAUGCGGUUUUUAUAUUAAAAAAUAAAGUCAAGAUUUGGACGGUGUGGCCACUUCAUUCCUCCCUCACUAGGGCGCUGGGCGGGCUCACGGCAACCUGUCCCCGCCAGCUCAUCGAGGCACGCGACAUGCCUUCAUCUUAAAGUUGUCAUGGGAUGGCAUUAUUUAUUAUUUUACCUAAUCACAUUUUUAUUUUAAACCGGUAGUUUAAAAAGUUUUAAAUGUUUUUUUCCCCCUUCAGUCUCCAUUGUUUGUAACAUCUCCAUAGAAACUUGAAAAUAAAACGUCUUCCUUUGA
Molecule: messenger RNA, 5066 nt
Organism: Ailuropoda melanoleuca (giant panda)
Lineage: Eukaryota; Metazoa; Chordata; Mammalia; Carnivora; Ursidae
Gene: BRD1
Product: bromodomain containing 1
Exons: 13
Coding region: 247-3816 (1189 amino acids)
Biological process (GO): regulation of transcription by RNA polymerase II
Molecular function (GO): protein binding
Source: RefSeq, a predicted model, not a curated record